AUGUCAGGUCUCUCGCUAUGGCUAUCCCCACCCGCAGCGUCCCCCCUCGGCGACUUGAUCACCUCGCUCUCGGACCGGUACGAGACCGUGCCCUUCAAGGCGCACGCGACGCUCGUGUCGGAUGCGCUCGUGCCCGGGCUGCCCGUCGCCGAGCUGGUGAAGAGGAUAGGAGAAGCGAUCGCGAGGUGGAAGGGUGAUCGCGCGAUCCAAGCACGCGCGUUGGAGCUCAGGUUUUCGGAUGUCCGGCAGGGUCAGUUGAGCGCACUCCUAGUCCUCAGAGCGGCGUGUUCGACGAUUCGUCUGUUCCACGUCGCCCCGCGAGAAGACGUGCAAGUGGGGCCCCAAAUCUUGUCGCGCACGAAGCUGGCUGGCGAGCACUCCACUAGGGCGCAGCUUGACCGCUCACCCCUACGCUGAUUGUGACUUUUACAGGCGACCUCUUUUACCAGUGCGUGCUCGCCGCCCUCGUUCCGGACGCGCACCUGGUCGCGCUGCACGAAACGCUGCUCUCGUCCUUCUCCGUCCCGAUCCCGUCCCCACCGACCUACUUUCCCCAUCUAUCCCUCGUCUACGGCGAUCUAUCACCCCAGACCAAAGAAGGAAUCAUACAAGGGAUGAAGGAAAGGAAACAAGUCCAGCAAAAAGCGAAUGGGGAAUGUCGAGUCGCGGGAGAGAAGGGUUUCAAGGCCGAGGAGGUGUUGCUCGUGAGAACGAGCGGGAGUACGGAUCAAUGGGAGAUAUUGGCUAGAGUUCCUCUUUGA
Microbotryum saponariae is the source of this 761-nucleotide messenger RNA. The record is from the annotation of a GenBank genome assembly. NCBI's taxonomy places the organism in Eukaryota, Fungi, Basidiomycota, Microbotryomycetes, Microbotryales, Microbotryaceae.